Phytomonas sp. Hart1 is the source of this 1344-nucleotide messenger RNA. Lineage: Eukaryota; Euglenozoa; Kinetoplastea; Trypanosomatida; Trypanosomatidae. The record is from the annotation of a GenBank genome assembly.
AUGCGUUCUUUGCGUCAUGGACGCUGCCUGACCGCUACGUUGGCAUCACUCCUCCUGCUGGUUUGCCUGGGGGACAUCGCAAAGGCUGCAAAUGUCGGCCCUGGUCUUUUAAUGUUACAAAUGCACGGUUACUUCAUAUUAGACUUUGAGUAUGGGUAUACCAGGGAUGCCGUCGUUGGCUUUGAUAAAGCUGUGACUCAAUGUGCCGAGCACGGUGGCGUGCCUGCAAGCGAUCCGAGCUUCCAUUACACCAAUGCUAUCGCCCUUCAUAUUAUGAACUACCGGAAUAUAACUCGCACAAGCUUUUAUACAGGUUCCACUGCAUACCCCAAGGAUACCUGGUUUAACAAUUGCUAUCCAAGGAAAGCGGGACACUAUAAUGGCUCAAAUUGUGUUUUCCGUUGGGUUUAUGGUUUCUACGAUCGCUUCAGCUACAUGGGUGAGCCGGGCACCGCGUUUUGGGAAGGCAUAUACAGGUUCGAUAGGGAACCUGAUAAAGCUGCGCUAAAUUCAUAUACACAAUACAAUUGGAACAGUACAGCUCCAUAUCCAUAUGGAGAAUUUUAUAUGAUAAAUAGUUAUAAUGCUUCCAAUGGUGUACUCUACAGAUCGGAUUGCUCUUAUAGACCUGAUAGCGUCUGUUCCAACACGAAGGAAAAUUUUCUUAUGGUGUGUGAGGUACAGUCUUAUCCUGUCGAUCCACCCAUUUUUACAAAAGCGCCACAACCUAUCUUUGUAAAAGGAUGGGAUGAUCCAACAUGGGCUCAAGCGAACUGGUUUUUGAUCUAUAUUCUUUUCAUGACAGUUCUAUUACUUCUGUUUGUGAUCAUUACGAUAUAUUGUUGGGUCACGUCUAAAGAGAAGUCUUUUGGAAAGCCAAUUAAUGCGAUGGUUAUUCGCGAGUACCAAGGGUUUCCAUAUACCAUAAACGACGAGAGUGGAUUGGAAGUCGAGCACAUUCAGUUUCCGCUUAACCAUUGGGAUGCAAUUAAUAGCAACCUACCCGUGAACCCUGAUGAUCUCAAAUUUUCAAAUCCUUUGGUAUUCGAGGCACCUGAUGUCAAUCAAUAUGGUAAUGCGGACUGCUAUGCUGGUGAACAGCUUAAAAGAAAUGACUCGAAGGAUCAUGAUACACCCCUGACUGAUACGCCUAAAUCGGAGACUUCACCACCUGUCAAGGAUCCAAAGGGAUUAACUGUUUCGCGAAAACAAGUAUCCCAGAGGCGUCUUCACUCGAGCCAAAAUAGUCGAAAUUCCCGAAGCAAUAACUCGAAUCUGUACGUUUUUAGUGAAGUCGAUAUGCCUAGCGCGGGAGAGGUUCAUGAAGCUAAUCUCAAGCUAUGA